Caenorhabditis briggsae is the source of this 3177-nucleotide messenger RNA. The record is from RefSeq and is a predicted model, not a curated record. Gene Ontology annotation, molecular function: protein tyrosine phosphatase activity. Lineage: Eukaryota; Metazoa; Nematoda; Chromadorea; Rhabditida; Rhabditidae. The transcript has 9 exons. Bases 1 to 3177 code for a protein of 1058 amino acids. Gene Ontology annotation, biological process: protein dephosphorylation.
AUGAAAUCGACUCUAGAUUCCAAACUAGUGGAUCAUGAGGAUCAGUUGUUGGCUUGGAAUGAUUUGAUUGAGCAAUCGAAAACUGUUGGAGAUGUGGAGAAUCAACAAGGAUCAUCGAAGUACUUCUCUGAUAUUACAACUUUCCACCAAGAGUUUAAUUUUGAUUCAUUGGAAGCACCAGGAACUUAUAUGCAUAAAGCAGAGGAAAAACUGAAAUAUCUCGAAGGUGAAGGUACAUCUGAUCCGAGUUGGCUGAGAAUCACACUGUCUGAGCUCACAUAUCUCAAUGCCCAACUGAAGGGAAUCUCUGAUGCAAUCGAUGUAUUUGAAAAAAGUGUGAAAGCUCUGAACGGUUAUUCAUCUCUGAGGAAAGGGCCUUCCGUACUGGAGCCUUUUGAAAAAAUGAUACACCUCAUUAAAAUACGUGGAUCUUUCCAAAUUUCAUUCACGGAUGAAAGUAAAACAGCUAUUGGCAGCAGUCUAAAAUUGGUCCUCGGACUUUCAUCAGAUUCUAAAACUGUUUCUAAAGGAAUCCAAACUGCAAAUGACCUGUCAGAAUCAAUUUCCAUGCCUAGAAUACACCAGAAGAAGUUCACCAGUGGAUUUAUGAAUGGUUUAUCUGAUCUGAAGCUGUUGGAAGUCGAAUCUAGAGAUCCAUGGAUUGGAAAGAUGACAGGGGCGGAAGGAGAGAGAUUGGGUAAUCUGGCAAAUGGAUUAGAGCCUUUGUUCAAAGUACAAGAACAGUUGAAUGGCUUAGAUGUUAAACUCAAACCUAUCUCAUCAAGAAGCAUUCUACUUUCCAUGUCUAAAUUUAAAACCCUCUCUACUUAUCUUUCAAAUCUAGAUUCUAGUUCUUCUGAAAAAGUUGGAAGUUUGCUUGAUGAGUUGAAAAAGUGUAACGGAAAAAGAACGCUCCUUCCAAAUGAAUACGAAAGCAGUGAAAAAGUGGUCGAGACGGCGAAAAAGCUGAAAGCUCUUUCUGAAAAUGCUAACGCCGCUUUGGAAGGUCUCGACACGACACAAAUUAAAGCAACAAUUGACGGUGUUAUGAAAUCUUUGGGAUUUCAAGAUUUCGAAUCACAAGCUGCCAAAGAUAUCGAUUCGGUGAUGGAUAAUAUCAAGAACAAAAAUGGGUUUAAGAGCAUAAGAGAGAAUAUCAAACAGUUGAAAACUCGUUUCGCAAAUAUUCCAAAAUCCCUUAAAGACGAAGUCAAAACUAUGAUUGACGACUCGACGAAAUUAAACAUAUUCAGUGAAGAAGUGGGUGUUCAUAAGUGUCUUCAGAAGUUGACUGAUGAUUCCGCAAACGUUUCUCUGGGUGUUUUGGCAGCUCAAAAGAUUCGGAAUCUAGAUUUAGAUGAGAUCAAGAAUGUUGAAACAGCGGUUUCAGCAAUCUCCCAAGUUUCAAAAGGUCUUUCGGUCCUCAAGAACAUUCCAAGUACUAUGAACCAAGGAACUAAAGAUGUGACGACGUCAAUCAAUGAGUUCCCAGAUUCGAUUGCUCAGUCCAAAGUCAUCGGACAGUCUGUAGCAUCUCUUCAUAAUGCUUAUGGUUUGAAACGUAUGGAAUCUCAAAUUGCUCAACUCGCAAGCGUCGGAGCUUCUGUGACAUCUGAAAUUCAGAAAAUCCAGAAUCCUGAGGAACGUAAGAAGGUUGAAAAACAAUGGGGUGACCAUAAAUCGGACAUUUCGAAAAUCCAAAAAUCGUUGAAUGAUAUCAAAUCCUUUGACUCCAAAAUUCCAACAUCUAAUACAAUUGGCCAACUUGGAAAUCCAUUUAAAAAUCUAGUCUCUAUUUCAAGUGCCAAAAUCAAUGUCAAAGAAAAAUCGAAAUCAUUGAAGUUCUUGAUUUCUCAGGAUAAAAUUGACCCAAAUAUGAAGUCAGAGCUGGAGGAAAGUCUGAAGACAUUGGAAGAAUUGGAAACUCUUGAUUUGGAUUUUUCAAGUCACAAAAAUCAAUUCCGAAAUGCUCCAAACGCUUUCAACGCUUUCCAUAAUGAUGAACAGGAUAUGGCUAUGACUAUAAUCUACGUCGGCGUUGGCGUCAUUGUACUACUUGCAAUUCUGGCUGGAAGUAUUGCCUACUACUUUUGUGUCUAUAAAGUCAACAAAAUCAAAAAGGCUGUCAUGGAUUUCAUUAAAGAAAAUCGAUUGAUCAGUGCAAAAGAGGCCAAAGAAAAACACCAACAGGGAGUAAUUAAACUGAUUGGAAUCAGAAACACUGGCAAGGAAAAGAGACUUAGACUUAUCCCGAAAAACAAAAGAAGUGGUUGGUUGGCUCCGCCUCUGAAUCCCGACACUCGAGUGAUAGUUAACGAUGAAGUGGAUCCAUAUCAUGCUACGAGGAUUGCCACUAGAUCAAAAAUAGUCUACGUGGCUGCUGAGGUUCCUUUGGGAGACAGUACGACAGGCAGGACGGUGAACACAUGUGACGAUUUUUGGAAUUUGACAAUGGACCAAGGAUCGGAAUUUAUCGUUUCAUGUGCAGCUUACUCGGAUCGUAGCCGUGCAGUCUACUAUGGACGUAAAAUCAAUGAGGUCAAGGAAUUCGACCGGUUCAAAAUCACUACAAAAACGAAGACUGCGUUUAUACAAGACAAAGUGACUUGUAGAGAAUUGGAGGUUGAAGAUAAAUCUGGCGUCUACCCGACUAGAACCAUUAAGCACUUCCAUUUCUUGAAAUGGCACUUGAAAAUGAUUUUUACCGAACACGAACCGGUGUUUGAGGUCUUAAAAGUGGUUAAUACAAGCAAGAAACCCGUGAUUGUGCACUGUGUACGUGGAACCGCCAACACGAUGGUUUUCAUUGGGCUACAGUAUGUCUACGAAGAAGUUCUUUUCAAUCCGAAAGUCAAGUUUUGGGAUGUGAUUCGGGAAUUGUGUGAAAUUCGUUGGGGUUCGUUUGGUUACAAGGACGAAACGAUGUACGUGUUGACUGGGGUCUUCUAUCAACUCAUCAAGAAAUUCAAACUGCAAAUGACACCGUACACUGAGGACUUCGCAAUUAUGAUGGAAUGUCGAGUAAUGACAAAUAAAGAAGUGGACGAAAAAUACAAAAAACGAAAGGAAAAUGGUGAAGGAGGUGUAUUCUUCAUCGCUGCAUGGGCUGGCGAAAAGCAGGACAACAAAGAGGAGCUGAAAGAAUGGGAUGAAAAGAAAAUUUCAGGAAAUAAAUGA